Messenger RNA from Sphaeramia orbicularis (orbiculate cardinalfish), 2461 nucleotides. RefSeq names its product centrosomal protein 57, like 1 (gene cep57l1). Lineage: Eukaryota; Metazoa; Chordata; Actinopteri; Kurtiformes; Apogonidae. Gene Ontology annotation, cellular component: centrosome. The record is from RefSeq and is a predicted model, not a curated record. The transcript is spliced from 11 exons. The coding region runs from base 281 to 1738 and encodes 485 amino acids. Gene Ontology annotation, molecular function: microtubule binding; identical protein binding; gamma-tubulin binding.
GAGAAUAUGACAUAUUUUCUACAUUUAAAAACUCUAUAAAUAUGUUAGUUUUCUCCUGUGAAGGAUUGUCUUAUUUUUAUCCUCCAGUAUAAACGUGUGGACAGAUUCGGGGAGUCGCUGCAGGCGGAACCACAGUGAGGAGCGGCAAAGAGGAGGGAAAUUUAAAAAGUCCGGACCACGGAAGUCAGUUAGCCACAAACAAAUUAUAAAUUAUUUUGUGUGAAACAGCUAGCUAUAUUCAUGUGUGUUUCAUUAAUUGUAUCGCGCCUGAUGUCACAACAUGGAGACCUACAACGAUCAGAUUUCGGAUUCUCCGUCCAAAAACAGCUACAUUGGAAGUUAUUACCAGCCACCAGACAAAAUAAUAACACUUCCAAGAAGGAUUGAGUUCCCUGCAGCCUCAUCCAUCAGUGUGGAACCACAGAUUACCAGCCCUGUGAUAUCACAAACAAAGCCUAAUAUUGACAACAAAGCUGUAGUUGAUGCACUGAAGACCCUUCAGGAGAAAAUUAAGCGCCUGGAGCUGGAAAGAAAGCAAGCACAGAAGAACUAUCAUCAGUUCUCUCAAGAUGCUCAAAAGAAGCAGCAGGUCACAGCCUUGCACACAGUGCAGAACCAACCAGCAGCAGGUCUGCCCCAAACAGAUAACCCAAACCAGAGAGAGUUGGGUUCAAAGCUACAGUCUGCAGAGGCACGAUGCAAGGUUCUUGAGAAGCAGUUGGAUUACAUGAGGAAGAUGGUUGAAAAUGCGAAGAAAGACAAGAAUGCUUUCAUGGAGAAUCAGGCUUCACUGCAGAACCAACAGCCCAGUAGCAGAAACAGCCAGACACAGAGCGAGAAGCUGGAGAAACUUGAAUCAGAGUAUCUCAAGUUGAGUAGAACUCAAACUCUGGCAGAGAUGAAGCUGGCUAUUUUGGAGCAGAAUCUCUUGAAAGAACAACAUGAGCGUAAACUUGUGCAGGAGAAAGCUGAUGAGCUGCAGAAGGAGUUAGAGAUUAAUCUGCAAAUACCAAAGGAAGAUGCAAAGCCAAAAAAGAAAACAAAAAAGCACUCCAAGAAAACCUCUAAAAAGAAUGAGCCGAAGUCACCAAGCAGCAUAAGGCACAAAAAGAUGCCAUUUGUUGCAGGAACAUCGACAAGCCCAAGCCAUUCAGUCCAUGCAAACGUACAAAGCAUUCUUCACAUGAUGAAGCACCACCAGCCCCAGCUCUGUGAACGAGUCAGUGCUCUGCACAGGUCUGGCUGUACAGCAAAGAAGAGUCUUCAGAAGGAUUUUUGUCCAUCUUCCAUUGCUUUUCAAAAGCCUCACAGUGAGGAAGAGGAGGAGCAGUCAGUGGGCUCACUGUCUGACCUGCUCUUAGCUCUACAGGACGAGCUUGGACAGAUGAGCUUUGAGCAUCAGGAGUUGGUACGUCAGAUUGAUGAGACUGAUGAUCGGGGGCAGAGGCAAGACCUACAAAAUGAACUUGAACGAGUGGUCAUGAGGAUGGAGGAGAAGGGAGCUCAGAUCACCAAGCUUCGUAAACAUCAGCAAAUGGUCCAUAAACUGACUCAUCAGAAACCCAGUAGUGAUGAACCUAAGAGGCUGACUGGGAUCAUACCCCCACUUCCUUCUCCUGUAAAACCGAAGCAGAAGGUAAAAAAAGGGGGGGGCACUCACAGUAACCUCCAGCUUCUCCGUGAGACACAGAAGUUCCGCAACAGCCUUAAACAGUCCGACCUCUCCUGGGAAACAUGAUUUUCUCUGGAAGACCACUCUGUGUGCAGGGUUUGAUCCUACAGCUGAGUAAACCACAAAACUCCCUUCUGUGCCUGUUUUCACCUUUUCCACAAUUAAAGACCUUUGUUCCAUUUUUAGCCAACAAAAAACAAAAACACAAUUAGGUGUAUUUUUUUUUAUUCAUGCAAUACUUAAUAUUUGUCAUAGGUUGAAGAUAGACUUUAAGAAAAAACAUCCUAACCUGGCCAAAAAAUGGUGUUUUUAGGUGAAUGUCUGUGUAUAUCUCGUCUCAGAUUAAGCUGUAUUUUUAAUAUUUAAAUAAAGCUGAUUAUUGCUCUACAUAUUGUGUGUUUAUAUUCAUAUAUUUUGGAUCACAUUGUAAUGCUUCUUAUGUUCUGCAUAUGUCUCAAAUCAAAUCCUCCAACAUUUGCAAAACAGUAAGCGUGUUUCUUGAAACAACUUGUACCAAGAAAACCAUGCAUUGGAUUAACUACAGAAGCCCACACGACACAUAUGUUCACAAACAAGGACAAAUAGUGUGUGCUUUUAAGAAUUUUGUAAGGUUGGAUGAUUGAAAAUGGACAAUGCUGCAAAUUUUCCACAGGGCAGUUACACAUUACUGUUUGUGGGAGGAUAAUUUUAAGAGAGUAGAUAUGUUUCACAUUUACACCUUUACUGUUUUUACUGCAAUGUGUUGUCAUUCUGAUGCAGACUGUUUUAUUGCACAAAGAAAAAAAUAUA